This is a messenger RNA of Lotus japonicus, 663 nucleotides long. RefSeq names its product F-box/kelch-repeat protein At3g06240-like. NCBI's taxonomy places the organism in Eukaryota, Viridiplantae, Streptophyta, Magnoliopsida, Fabales, Fabaceae. The transcript has a single exon. The coding region runs from base 1 to 663 and encodes 220 amino acids. The record is from RefSeq and is a predicted model, not a curated record.
AUGAAACCCACGCUCUUUACCUUCUUCCAUGGGGUCCACGGGUUCGGUGUCAAUCCCAUAACAAAUGACUUCAAGGUCGUAAACAUUGUAGUGGAUUCAAAGAUUUGGGAUAGAAGUGAUAGAAAGCUCAUUGGUCAGGUAUAUAGCCUACGUUCUGAAUCAUGGAAAGUGGUUAAUGCUAGUGUCCUUGCUUAUUUCAUAUAUAAAUCCAUGUUUAAUGCUUAUCUGAAUAGGGUUUAUCAUUGGUUAGCCAUAUCUUUUCUACGUGAUCAUGUCGAAUUUGUGCUAUGUUUUGACAUGAGUGAUGAUGUGUUUUGGAAAAUGAACCUACCCCAAUUUCCGUCUCAGGAGGAGAAUAACGAAUUGUGCGUAUCCAAUCAUAAUGUUGUUGUUUUGAAUGAUCGUAUUGGUUAUGUUAGGGAGUACACCAUGCCUUUUGAAAUUCAGUUUGAUAUUUGGGUGAUGAAUGACUAUGGGGUGGAAGGUUCCUGGGUGAGAAUGUUUAACAUUGCGCGUGGAACCGGUCUGGGAAAGAUUUUGGAGAUUUGGAAAGAUGAUAAUAUUGAUGAAAUUGUUGUGCUGGGAGGGGAAGAACAUCAUCCAUUGGUUUUGUACAAGAUUGGUCAACAACAGGUGGUGAAAGAGUUUAAUGUUCGCUUAUGA